UGACUUUCACUUUGAUUCCCGUUCUUUUCUUCCACCUCUCUGCAAUGAACUGAUUCUUUUAACAGACGAUUUGAGCUUUAAUGUCUUUUUUUCAUCGCUGACAUGACAUAAGCGGACAUGUCCCUCUGGCCGCGGACCAGUAGAGGUGUGGAUUUGAACUGGUUUCUGGCUGUGUGAAGAGACGGAGAAGGAAACAUGUGGCAGAGUGUGUGUGUCCUUGCAGCCCUGUUGGCUAUCGUGUCCUCACAGGCUGUCGCUGCAGAGAUGAAGCUUCAGAAGAAGGUUGGCGAUGACGUCGUCCUCAGUGCCGGCUCCGUGACUGGUCCCAUUAACCACAUCAAGUGGAAAGUUGGUCCGGACUUGGCCGUCCAGUGGGAAUCAACCGACUCAGACGUUACUUACUAUCGUCAUUUUAAAGAGCGCGCGAGCCUGAACACUUCGAGUGGAGCGAUGACAAUCAGGGGACUGACUCAAACCGACAGCAAUCUGUACACUCCGGAAAUCAAUGGCACCAUGGCCACUCCCACUCGCCUCACCGUCCUCGCUCCAGUCCCCGUUCCCACGGUAACUGCAUCCUGCAACGAAGACAAGAGCAGCUGCACUUUGACCUGCGAGGGAAACGUCAAAGACGUCGAACUCGUCAUCUACAACUGGAAGUCGGACGACGUCCCACUGCGGAAUUCUUCUAAAGAUCACCAUGUUGAAAAGGAGGAGAGUCUGAGUGUAAAGGAGUUCAGCUGCGAGCUGGAAAAUCCAGUCAGUCUUGAGAGCAGCGAACGCAUCGCCAACCCGUUCAUCACCGACACGACGCCUGAAAAGAAACUGAAUAUCAGCACUGGACUCAUGGUGUUCCUCUCUCUGCUGGGAGCUGUGGUGCUGCUGGCUGUCGUACACAGGUGGAGAGCAGGGAUGUGGUUCUUCCAGAAAGAAUCCAUGCCUUGGGAGGCAGAUUUCUGGAGCAAGCAUGAGAGAGGAUCUGAGCCUGCUGAGACUAAUGGAACCACGACCCGUCGAGAAAAGGGACAAGACGACGAGGAAACCCCGAUGACAUAAACGGACAAAUGGACAAAACGUGAAGAAAUAACGAUCCCAGAUUCGACUCAAAAGCCACAGAGAAGGUUUUACACUUGACGUAGAUCUCAGCUCCUCCUGAGGUUUCAGACAAAGCCAGGAAACUCAGCUUUCCUGUGACCGACAGCAAACCUGGCACCAACUGCUGCCCCCGACUCAUUAAACUGGCGGCUGAGUGUAGUUUCCAGUGUGGAUGUCACGCAGCCUCGUGGCGUUGGACCACAGCAGGACUUUCAAUAAGGUGGAAGAGGGACGCCAUUGUUCGUUUCAGGCCGACAGCAACAAUACAGGCUUUGUGCAGAACUUUUCCACCGACUCCUCUACUGCCAGUUUGCAAACUUGUAUAAACAUGUGAGAGUUUUAGCUUAAAGUCAAUCAGUUGUUGUUGUUUUUUGAGUGUAUGAUCUUUUUUAACUCUUCUAUUUAUUUGUCCUUUAAAUGUUACCUCUAUGUUUUGCUCUGAGUUCUGAAAGAUUGAUGUUUAAAUGUUUGGUUUUGCAGCUUUUAAACACAUAGUCAAACUAAAUUUAAAAAAGAGCAAAUUGAGAAUAAAAUUAAAAUGUCGAGAAUAAACGUGAAAAGAAAACCAUACAAAAUCUCCCCAUUUUCCACAUGUUGACUUUUCUUGAAAUGCAGAAGGAUAAAAAAAAAAACCUCUUCCUCUUUUCCUGCAUAAAUUAGAGCAGGUGACAGUUUUGGUUUUGCUCUGAGUCAUUUCCUUACUUUUUCCUUGUCGUUUUGAAAGCUGAGGAUAUUAAGUUUUUAAUUUAACCAACAAAAAGUACUUAUUCUAUUUACUUUUGGGAUAUUUUAAAAGGUUCGAGACAUUUCGAAACCAGAGGCACUGAGAUAUUUAAAGUCUAUCUGCUGAUGAUUUGCUGCAGUGUGAGAACAUGAAGAAGAAGAUAUGUACAAGUGUUCUUAUAAAGGUUGUAUUUAAUAAACCGACAGAAUAUCAAAUCACA
Molecule: messenger RNA, 2036 nt
Organism: Limanda limanda (common dab)
Lineage: Eukaryota; Metazoa; Chordata; Actinopteri; Pleuronectiformes; Pleuronectidae
Exons: 11
Coding region: 196-1053 (285 amino acids)
Source: RefSeq, a predicted model, not a curated record